This is a messenger RNA of Phyllostomus discolor (pale spear-nosed bat), 2856 nucleotides long. It is a transcript of the gene RFC5, whose product is annotated as replication factor C subunit 5. Bases 100 to 1119 code for a protein of 339 amino acids. The transcript is spliced from 11 exons. The record is from RefSeq and is a predicted model, not a curated record. Gene Ontology annotation, molecular function: DNA binding; ATP hydrolysis activity; DNA clamp loader activity. Gene Ontology annotation, cellular component: nucleus; DNA replication factor C complex. Gene Ontology annotation, biological process: DNA-templated DNA replication; DNA repair. Lineage: Eukaryota; Metazoa; Chordata; Mammalia; Chiroptera; Phyllostomidae.
GCGCGCGAACUCUAAGUGCGGGGGUCCCAGGGUUGGAGCUGUGCAGAUUCUGGGGAGACUUGACCACGCUGUGGAUCCGGACUCGUUCAUCCCCCCUCCAUGGAAACCUCAGCGCCCAAGCAGCAGCAGCCCUCGGCGUCCAAGAUCAGGAACCUGCCCUGGGUUGAAAAAUACCGGCCACAGACACUGAAUGACCUCAUUUCUCAUCAGGAUAUCUUGAGUACCAUUCAAAAAUUUAUCAGUGAAGACCGAUUGCCACACCUGCUUCUCUAUGGCCCUCCAGGGACAGGAAAGACAUCCACCAUUCUAGCCUGUGCAAAACAGCUGUACAAAGACAAAGAAUUUGGCUCUAUGGUCUUGGAGCUGAAUGCCUCAGACGACCGAGGAAUAGAUAUCGUCCGGGGACCAAUCCUGAGUUUUGCUAGCACAAGAACAAUAUUUAAGAAAGGCUUUAAACUAGUGAUACUGGAUGAGGCUGAUGCCAUGACUCAAGAUGCCCAGAACGCCUUGAGGAGAGUGAUUGAGAAAUUUACUGAAAACACCAGAUUUUGCCUCAUCUGUAACUAUCUGUCAAAGAUCAUCCCUGCCUUGCAGUCUCGCUGCACAAGGUUCCGAUUCGGCCCCCUGACUCCUGAACUCAUGGUUCCACGCCUGGACCAUGUUGUAGAAGAGGAGAAAAUAGAUAUAAGUGAAGAUGGGAUGAAAGCACUUGUGACUCUUUCCAGUGGAGAUAUGCGACGGGCUCUGAACAUUCUGCAGAGCACCAAUAUGGCCUUUGGGAAAGUGACAGAGGAGACAGUCUACACCUGCACAGGGCACCCACUCAAGUCAGACAUCGCCAACAUUCUGGACUGGAUGUUGAAUCAAGACUUCACCACAGCCUACAGAAAUAUCAUGGCGCUGAAGACUCUGAAGGGGUUGGCACUACAUGAUAUCCUGACAGAGAUACACUUGUUUGUGCACAGAGUUGACUUUCCAUCUUCAGUUCGAAUACAUUUAUUAACCAAAAUGGCAGAAAUUGAGUACAGACUUUCUGUUGGCACCAAUGAGAAGAUUCAGCUGAGUUCCCUCAUUGCAGCUUUUCAAGUUACCAGAGACCUGAUUGUCACAGAGGCCUAGAUGCUGACGCAGGACCAUUUGCUACAGUUCUGAGGCCCAGCAGUGACUAGAGAACAGGGGGCUUGGUUUAUGGGAUGAACUGCCGUGUGGGGUCAGAUGAACAUAAAGUACCUUGUUUGUGGCUGUCUGGAGCAGAGAUGUACAAAAAAUUUUACCAUACAGCUGUCUUAUUACACUGCCCACUUGUGUUUUGUAAGGAGGAAAAAAGCAAACACCUUUACUUCAACCUGCAGGCUUUUUCCCGUUAGUUGCUUGGAUGAUGGGAAGUUUGCCUACCUCAUUUUGUUUCGGAUGCUAAAGCUUUCAAGUCUAUAUGGUCUACUUCCAACUCACGAUAAACAGAAGACCUCCAAAAUCAAGUAUAAUCUGUGACCUUGUCCAUGGAUCUCCUUUUAGGGUAGAUGUUAACAGAUUUCUGGCCAGAACUAUUAUACUCAUAAAAUAAACUCAAUUCUCAUACUUUGAAAACUGGUCUUUAUUUCUCCCCUUGAAGUAGAGGAGUUACUAGCAGGUCCCUAAUUGCGAGUGGACAGUCAACUUCCAACUUACGCCAUCAGGGGCCAGAGGCUGUACAGCACUCGUGCGCAUUUAAUGCACAGAGGGCAUGUGAGAGUAAGCCUGCACCCGCCGGAGGGAUGAGGACCUGUGCACAGAUGUAGUAGUUUACAGCAGUCAUGCUGCACUCACAUCAUUCCUCGUGACGGAAAUAAAGCAGCUUUCUUGGGUGCGUUACAAGUGGUCUUCCUUCCUUAGUUAUAAAGACACUGACUCAACUUGCAUCUGUAUGAAAACCUCCAUCUCUGAUACCACAGAAUAAAGUCUGGAGGCUGUUCUUUGUAAAGGUGUCAAAUUCUGACACUAUCAAAAGGGAGACGCUGGUUAUUUCCAUCAUACAUGUGGGACUCGCUCCCCAAGGCCAGCCAGGUUUGAAGGUAAUGGCUAGGUGGGCCCUCAAGGAAGCCUCCCAGAGCACCCCCUAGACUGUUCUCUGCUUUCUCAAGAUAACCACAAAAUGAAAAAGUUGCCCGAUCCAUUCCCAGCUGUCCUGUUGUACUCACUUGUUUUAAAGGUGAUUUUUUUUUUCUUAAUGGAAAAAAUGAAACGGAGAGCCAAAAGCUUUUUAACUUUUUUCCUUCAAUGCAAGUUUCUCAUCUUGAAAAGAAAUGUUUUUCUUCAGCAACAAAGGCGGUAGAGACUCCUACUUUUUCAACACAUUUUGUUACACUGGCCUCCAUAAAGCACCUAUUAAGAAAGCCAAAGGAUAAGAUGUUGCGUUUCUUUUAAAAUAAUUUAAAAUAUAUUAAAAUUUUCCAAAGGCAGAUUUUGCUUGAAUGAGGUGUCUUGAUUAGGUAACUGGACUUCGCUGAGGGAGAACAGUACUUGUGAGAGCUGUAUUUGUUUAGGGCUAGAGCUGCAACUGGCUCGUUAGUCCAAUGAGGUGAAGCAGCAACGUCAGACCUCGUACGUGAGAGGAUCAGGUGAAGUGAUGACACCUCCAAUUCUUUACGCAAUUAAGGAGACAUUCUUCACACCUGUAAGACUUAAGUACUAUGGUUUUUAGAUACCAUCAAGAAAAACACAGUUGUACCUUAACAUCUGUCGAGAAAAUACAAAUAAAUAUGCUAGUGAAAGGCAAACAACUGACAACUCAGCCAUCUGAACAGUCAUGCAAUUGAGGAAUAAAUUCUUGUGUAUCCUGGCAUAUAAAUUUGUCAUCUGCACAUGCACACCACUGUU